This is a messenger RNA of Oncorhynchus kisutch (coho salmon), 1706 nucleotides long. RefSeq names its product zinc finger protein 239-like. The transcript has 2 exons. The record is from RefSeq and is a predicted model, not a curated record. Gene Ontology annotation, biological process: regulation of gene expression. The coding region runs from base 409 to 1506 and encodes 365 amino acids. Gene Ontology annotation, cellular component: nucleus. NCBI's taxonomy places the organism in Eukaryota, Metazoa, Chordata, Actinopteri, Salmoniformes, Salmonidae.
GAGAGAGCAGUCAAAGAGGAGGAUGAGGAGAGAGCCAUCACAGAGGAAGAGGAUGAGGAGAGAGCAGUCAAAGAGGAAGAGGAUGAGGAGAGAGCCAUCACAGAGGAAGAGGAUGAGGAGAGUGCAGUCAAAGAGGAAGAGGAUGAGGAGAGAGCCAUCACAGAGGCGACGGAGGAAAGACCACUCAAAGAGGAGGUGAAGGAGAGCGGAGUCAACGACGAGGAGAGUCCAGUCAAAGAAGAGAACAGGGACGGGUCUUCUCCAGAUCUAGAGGAAGAGGAAGUAGAUAGUAUCACUGAUCCAGGAGAGAUCUCCAACCCAGGUUCAGACGGUGAGCCCAGUUCCACAGCAUCAGGAAACCAUAAACGACACAGACGGAGGAACUCAAGACAGAAACAUCACCACUGCAUGGACUGCUUCACUAGUUUCUAUGAGCCAGAGGAGUUGAGAAGACACACUUGUAGGGCCCACCCCUGCUCAGAUUGCAGAGGCAGUGUUAUUUGUCCAACUCACCUCAAAUCACACCAACAGACUCACAGAAUAAAGAAGAUUUACCCGUGUGAUCAAUGUGGGAAGAGCUUUCCGACACCAAGCAAACUAAUGACGCACCAGAGAACUCACACAGGAGAGAGGCCUUACCACUGCUCCCAAUGUGGGACCAGCGUCAGUAAUUUAGCACAUCUAAAGCGACACCAGAGGAUAAUACACCUGGCAGAGAAGCCUUACCACUGCUCUCAGUGUGAUAAGCGUUUCAGUCAGGCAGGUCACCUGAAGACACACCAGCGAACUCACACAGGAGAGAAGCCUUACCACUGCUCUCAGUGUGGGAAGAGCUUUGGUCGGGCAGGAUCUCUGAAGACACACCAGAUUACUCACACAGAAGAGAAGCCUUAUCACUGCUCUCAAUGUGGGGAUAACUUCACCAGUUUAUAUUUCCUAAAGAAACACCAGAUAACUCACACAGGAGAGCAGCCGUACCACUGCUCUCAGUGUGGAAGGAGCUUCAGUCAGGCAGGAGACCUGAAGCAACACCAGCGAACUCACACAGGAGAGAAGCCAUACCACUGCUCUCAGUGUGGGAAGCGGUUUGGUUGGGCACGAGCUCUAAAGACACACCAGCUAACUCACACAGAGGAGAAGCCUUAUCACUGCUCUCAGUGUGGGAGGAGCUUCAGUCAGACGGCACACCUGAAGAAACACCAGCUAACUCACACAGGAGAGAAGCCUUACAACUGUUCUCAAUGUGGGAAGGGUUUCAGUCGGCCAGCACACCUAACGAGACACCAGCGAACUCACACCGGAGAGAAGCCUUACCACUGCUCUCAAUGUGGGAAGAGCUGCAGUCAGACAGCAGACCUAAAGAGGCACCAGCUAACGCACAUCGGAGAGAAGCCUUACCACUGCUCUCGGUGCGGGAAGAGUUUCAGGCAUUUAACAACUCUGAAGAUGCACCAGAUGAGAAGCUUUUCCACUGCUGUUAGUGUGGGAAGAGCUUUAAAUGCAUAAAAUAACAUCAGAAGAUGUCGCCCAACACUGACCUUUAUAAUGGUGUUGCCAAGCUGGGCAUCUAACCAAUAUUGACUGAGUUGGGUUUUUUUUCUUCUCCAACCUGAUGUACAUUGUCAUAUAAAAAAUGUACCAAAGCUUAUGGAAUAUGACACGAGGGUCACAUUUUAAAUGAAAGUGUCUAUUCCUCCAGAAAUGUA